AUGCCCUCUCUUGCUGAAUUUGAUGAGUUGAAAUUUGACCAUUCGGUGAAAAGAUUAGAUAAACCUUCCGCAUAUCUACUAAGGAAGGCCCGUAAGAAUCCAAAUGGGUUGGAGGAAUUACGUCAAUCAUUACAAUCUGCUACUAUUUACGUGGGCAAUCUUUCCUUUUACACAUCUGAGGAACAAAUAUAUGAGCUUUUCAGUAAGUGUGGGUUUAUUAAGAGGAUUAUUAUGGGGUUAGAUAGAUUUAAGUUUACGCCAUGUGGGUUUUGCUUUGUGAUUUAUAGUAAUGCACAGGAGGCAUUGAAUGCAUUGAAGUAUCUUUCUGAUACAAAGUUGGAUGAUAAACAUAUUACUAUUGAUUUGGAUCCUGGGUUUGAAGAUGGGAGACAAUUUGGUAGAGGUAGAGGUGGUGGACAAGUUAGUGAUGAAUUAAGAUUUGAAUUUGAUGCAUCCCGAGGUGGGUUUGCCUUACCCUUUGCUGAGCAGAUGCAUACCGAGGGUAAUAAUGGAUUCAAUGAACAUAUAGAUAAUAAUGGUAGUGGGUAUAUACCUCCUGCGGAUGCUAUGGGUACAUUUAGCACAAAUCAAUCUAGAUUUGGUGGGAGUGGCGACAUAGCACAAGAGGAAGGUGAUUUCAAGCCUAAACAACGUGACGAUGAAAGAGGUGAUGUCAUUGGUUCCCAUGAUGGGAUGAACAAUGAUGAAAAUGAAGAUGAUAACUAUAUUCCUCAAUAA
Messenger RNA from Naumovozyma castellii, 738 nucleotides. It is a transcript of the gene CBC2, whose product is annotated as nuclear cap-binding protein subunit CBC2. The record is from RefSeq and is a predicted model, not a curated record. NCBI's taxonomy places the organism in Eukaryota, Fungi, Ascomycota, Saccharomycetes, Saccharomycetales, Saccharomycetaceae. The transcript has a single exon. The coding region runs from base 1 to 738 and encodes 245 amino acids.